Psilocybe cubensis is the source of this 444-nucleotide messenger RNA. RefSeq lists its product as uncharacterized. The record is from RefSeq and is a predicted model, not a curated record. Lineage: Eukaryota; Fungi; Basidiomycota; Agaricomycetes; Agaricales; Agrocybaceae. The coding region runs from base 1 to 444 and encodes 147 amino acids. The transcript is spliced from 3 exons.
AUGCAAAUCAUCAGCUAUGAGGAAAUUUUACAAAUCGAAGCAGAAGUAUUGGCCCCUACUUUCCCAGAUCUAAUACAUCCUACAACUUUCCCAGAGGCCGCCUCACUUGCUUCUCAAAGACAGCAAUACGACUUGGAAAUGGCUCAGUUAGUUGAGCAGACCCAAAAAAUGGUCCUUUUGACCGAGAACAGGCUGAUACUGGCCAUCCUGGCCCUUUUCAACGAAAUUAACUGGACCACCCUGGACCCAAGGUUACUAUCGUUGGCUAAAGCCAAGAUUACCGAGGGUGACCAGUGGCUCAAAGCACGAGCCGAGGAGACACUUCGGGAUGCAGACUCAGGCAGCCCCGAGCACAUAUUGACCCAAGGGAUGUCCAUUAUAGCCAACGGCCAGAUUCAUAUUCGAACGGUAGAGGAUCUCAUACGAGAAUGUCAGGAUCAUUAA